Messenger RNA from Aureobasidium pullulans EXF-150, 267 nucleotides. RefSeq names its product RNA-binding domain-containing protein. NCBI's taxonomy places the organism in Eukaryota, Fungi, Ascomycota, Dothideomycetes, Dothideales, Saccotheciaceae. The annotation marks the transcript as partial. The transcript has 3 exons. Gene Ontology annotation, molecular function: RNA binding. The record is from RefSeq and is a predicted model, not a curated record.
CUUGCCUGGCACACUGACGACGUUGCUCUGCGCUCAAAGUUCGAGGAGUUCGGCGCCGUCGAGGAAGCUGUUGUCGUCAAGGAUCGUGACACCGGACGCAGCCGUGGCUUCGGCUUCGUGCGCUUCUCGAACGAGGAUGAGGCUGAUGCCGCUAUCAAGGGCAUGAACGAGAUCGAAUUCGACGGUCGUACCAUCCGCGUGGACAAGGCCUCUGAGCGUGGCAGCGGCGGCGGUGGCUUCCAGAGCCGUGGCGGAUACGGUGGCGGU